Acipenser ruthenus (sterlet) is the source of this 3469-nucleotide messenger RNA. RefSeq names its product coatomer subunit beta. The transcript has 22 exons. The coding region runs from base 378 to 3239 and encodes 953 amino acids. Gene Ontology annotation, molecular function: structural molecule activity. Gene Ontology annotation, cellular component: cytoplasm; COPI vesicle coat. The record is from RefSeq and is a predicted model, not a curated record. Lineage: Eukaryota; Metazoa; Chordata; Actinopteri; Acipenseriformes; Acipenseridae. Gene Ontology annotation, biological process: intracellular protein transport; intra-Golgi vesicle-mediated transport; endoplasmic reticulum to Golgi vesicle-mediated transport.
GUACAUUUCGAAACGCCUUAGUUUUUCGCCUGUUGGUGGAUUCUGUUCCUCUCGGCUUCCUGUAGUACUGCUGUGGCUCACAGACUGCAGUUCCACGUCACCGGGAUGUUGCAGCGCUGAGCAGCUGGGUAGCCCAGUGAGCUGAGAGUGAAGCUGAAGAAGGGAGGCAAAGAAAAGGAGAAAAAACGAAAAAUAAAAACACACUUCAUACAUGUAUAGUAUUACCUUAUUUACAUGUAGAUUUUGCAGUAUCCGUGAAUGUAUAUAUUAAAGCAACCUUUCUAUUGAAGCUCCAUAUCAUUCAUUACUCAGUGUCUCUUCAGAGCUGAUUUGUCAUUGAAGUUUCCUCCCAUUAAUAGCUUUACAAAGCCGGCAAAAUGACAGCCGCAGAAAACGUUUGUUACACCCUCAUAAAUGUCGCCAUGGACUCAGAACCUCCAUCGGAAAUAAGUAUGAAAGCGGACCUUGAAAAAGGAGACAUCAAGUCAAAAACAGAGGCCCUGAAGAAGGUGAUCAUUAUGAUUCUGAAUGGAGAGAAGCUUCCAGGGCUUCUGAUGACGAUCAUUCGCUUUGUCCUACCUCUUCAGGACCACACGAUUAAAAAGCUCCUGCUGGUGUUCUGGGAGAUAGUGCCCAAGACCACCCCUGAUGGUAAACUGCUGCAGGAGAUGAUCUUGGUCUGUGAUGCUUACAGAAAGGACCUACAGCAUCCCAAUGAAUUCAUCCGUGGAUCCACCUUGCGCUUCCUUUGUAAACUGAAAGAGUCAGAGCUGCUGGAGCCCCUGAUGCCAGCAAUCCGUGCAUGUCUGGAGCAUCGGCACAGCUAUGUGCGCAGAAAUGCUGUCCUAGCUAUUUACACCAUUUACAGAAAUUUUGAAAAUUUAAUUCCUGAUGCUCCUGAACUGAUCCACGACUUCCUGGUAAAUGAGAAGGAUGCCAGCUGCAAGAGAAAUGCUUUUAUGAUGCUCAUUCAUGCUGAUCAGGACCGAGCCUUGGAUUACCUUAGUACCUGCAUAGAUCAGGUUCAUACAUUCGGAGACAUCCUUCAGUUGGUUAUUGUUGAGCUGAUUUACAAGGUAUGUCAUGCCAAUCCUUCAGAAAGAGCUCGGUUCAUCCGCUGUAUCUACAAUCUUCUGCAAUCAUCCAGUCCUGCAGUGAAAUAUGAAGCAGCAGGAACAUUAGUGACUCUCUCCAGUGCACCAACUGCAAUUAAGGCUGCUGCUCAGUGCUACAUUGAUCUGAUUAUUAAGGAGAGUGAUAACAAUGUGAAGCUGAUUGUCCUUGAUCGUCUUAUUGAAUUAAAGGAGCAUCCUACUCAUGAACGUGUGCUACAGGACCUGGUAAUGGACAUCCUCCGAGUUCUGAGCACUCCAGAUUUAGAAGUGCGCAAGAAAACCCUGCAGCUUGCCCUUGAUCUUGUUUCUUCGCGCAACGUGGAAGAGUUGGUUAUUGUUCUCAAAAAAGAAGUUAUCAAAACAAAUAAUGUGACAGAGCAUGAAGACACAGACAAGUACAGACAGCUGCUUGUCCGAACAUUGCACUCCUGCAGCGUCCGCUUCCCUGAUAUGGCAGCAAAUGUUAUCCCUGUGUUGAUGGAGUUCCUGAGUGACAGUAAUGAGGCAGCUGCUGCUGACGUGCUAGAGUUUGUGCGAGAAGCCAUCCAGAGGUUUGAUAACCUCAGGCCCCUUAUCAUUGAGAAGAUGCUGGAAGUCUUCCAUGCUAUAAAAACUGUGAAGAUUUACAGAGGUGCCCUUUGGAUCCUGGGAGAAUACUGUAAUACAAAGGAAGACAUUCAGAGCGUCAUGACCGAGGUCCGAAGGUCUUUGGGAGAGAUCCCCAUAGUGGAGAAUGAGAUCAAGAAAGAAGCAGGUGAAGUCAAAUCUGAAGAGGAGGUAUCAGUGGCACCUACUCAGAAACUGGUUACAGAAAUGGGCACCUAUGCCACACAGAGUGCUCUCAGCAGCUCACGGCCAUCCAAAAAGGAUGAGGAUAGACCCCCUCUGCGAGGGUUUAUGAUGGAUGGAGAUUUCUUUGUUGCUGCUGCGCUAGCUACAACUCUUACCAAGGUUGCCCUGCGGUAUGUGGCCAUUGUGCAGGAUAAAAGGAAACAUAAUGCCUUCAUCGCUGAGGCUAUGCUGAUCAUGGCCACCAUUCUGCACCUUGGGAAGUCAUCCCUUCCCAAGAAGCCGAUCACAGAUGACGAUGUGGAUCGUAUCUCCCUGUGCCUCAAGGUGUUGUCUGAGUGCUCUCCCCUGAUGAAUGAAAUCUUUAACAAAGAGUGCAGGAAAUCUCUCUCCCACAUGCUGUCUGUGAAACUUGAGGAGGAGAAGCUCUCUCAAAAGAAAGAAUCUGAGAAGAGGAGUGUAACAGUACAGGCAGACGACCCCAUCUCCUUCAUGCAGCUCACAGCUAAGAAUGAGAUGACAUCAAAAGAAGACCAGUUCCAGCUGAGCCUGCUCGCAGCCAUGGGCAACACUCAGAGGAAAGAAGCAGCUAACCCCCUGGCUUCCAAACUCAAUAAGGUCACCCAGCUGACGGGUUUCUCAGAUCCAGUCUAUGCAGAAGCCUAUGUUCAUGUGAAUCAGUAUGAUAUUGUACUGGAUGUGCUUGUUGUCAACCAGACCAGUGACACACUGCAAAACUGCACACUAGAACUGGCCACACUAGGAGAUUUGAAACUGGUGGAAAAACCAUCCCCUCUCACUCUGGCACCACAUGAUUUUGCAAACAUAAAGGCAAAUGUUAAAGUGGCUUCUACAGAAAAUGGCAUCAUAUUUGGUAACAUUGUAUAUGAUGUUUCUGGUGCAGCCAGUGACCGAAACUGCGUAGUCCUGAGUGACAUUCAUAUAGAUAUUAUGGACUACAUUCAACCUGCAUCUUGCACAGAUGCAGAGUUCCGUCAAAUGUGGGCUGAAUUUGAAUGGGAAAACAAGGUAACAGUUAAUACCAAUAUCGUAGAUCUCAAUGAGUAUCUGCAACAUAUCCUUAAGUCUACCAACAUGAAGUGCCUGACUCCAGAAAAGGCUCUUUCUGGCUUUUGUGGUUUCAUGGCUGCCAAUCUGUAUGCUCGUUCCAUAUUUGGAGAAGAUGCUCUCGCUAACGUCAGCAUUGAGAAACCAAUCCACCUUGGACCAGACGCACCAGUCAACGGGCACAUUCGUAUCCGAGCAAAGAGUCAGGGAAUGGCGCUUAGCCUUGGGGAUAAGAUCAACCUGUCUCAGAAAAAAUCAAAUGCGUAAAACCUUUUAAAUUCACUUUUAGAUAUUGUGACAAGUCUGGUUGAGAAUAUUUUUUACUUGUGUAUAUCUAUAAUCUUGGAUGACAAUUGCUUUAAUGCUAAAUACUCCAAUGCUGUUAUGUGUAGCUGUCCAUGAGAUUAUUAACAGUGUUUCUUUGUCUUCUCCAUUGUCUUAUAAAACAUGUGUAUCUCUGAGUUCACCAUGCAAUAAAUAUAUAGAUUAAGCUUGAA